AUGAUCAAAAUGCUCAUUACCAAGACUAUUUAUUAUAAUACCGUUGUUUCUGAAAUUAUCGAUUGGGUAAUGAUACUGUUGGUUAUUUGCAGAAUGUUGGUGGCAGCACUGUUGUGCUGCUGCUUCAUAACGCUGUCAAUCAGUUCGUCAAACAUGGCUGUAGCGCUAAUUUGCAUGACAUCGUCACCACUUCAUGGAUACGGUGGUGAAUUGGAAUGGAAAAGUGAGGAGGAAGGUAUGGUUUUGGCUGCGCAAAACGCUGGAUCAUUGUUGAUGGUUGUCACCGGUCUAUGGGCAGAUCGGGUUAACGGCAAAUGGAUGGUCGGCGGUAGUUUGGUGUUAUGCGCUGUUGCAAACGCUGUACUGCCGAUGAUGGCUCGAGAAAGUUUUCUGUAUGCUGUAUCAGCGAGAAUAGCUGUUGGUGCUGCAGAUGCCUGCCUGACACCGGCAGCAAACUCGUUGAUUACUCGCUGGUUCCCACAGUCCGAGAGAGCUGCAGCAAUUGGAAUUACCACCGGUGGACGACAAAUAGGAACAUUAUUCAUCCUUCCAACAGCCGGAUAUUUAUGUACCAGGAAAGAUAUUCUUGAUGGAUGGCCAGCAAUUUUUUAUCUAAGUGCAGCAAUCGGCUUACUCGUUGCUCUGUUUUGGCUACCAAUGGGUGCCGAUAAACCGGCAAAGCAACUAUGUAUUUCACAGCAGGAACGACUAUUCAUUGAAAGCAGGAUUGCCUGUGAGUCGAUUGGAAAACGAACGGCUCCACGUCGUAUUCCAUGGGGGGCUAUAAUACACUCAUCAACAGUUUGGGCUGGUAUAUUCGCCUUAGUUUGCCACGAAUAUCCAUUGUUCCUGCCAAAUUAUAUGCGUGAUAUUUUACAAUUUGCACCAGCAAAGAACGGAAUUAUUUCGGCUCUACCAACGGCUUGUUUAUUUAUCAGUAAAACACUAUCAUCAAGCCUUUCAACUUGGUUAACCGUCAACACCACUUGGAGCAAGACUAAAAUUUGCAAGGUGUUCAAUGCCGUUGCUUCCGCUGGCUUGUCGCUGUGUGUUAUUGCUGUCCCACAAUUCAACAAAAACGCUUCAUUUCUUGCAGUAGUUGCAUUGUGCGGCGCAAUGCUUUUCGCAGGAUUACAUACACCCGGAGUACAAACAGCACUCGUCCAACUCGCCCCACCAUUCUCUGGAGUUAUUACCGGUUUAUCAUUCUUUGCCGUUGCUUGGUUCAGCAUAGCCAACAAAUUGUUAACAAAAUAUAUUGUACAAAAAGGAAGUAUAGAAGAGUGGUCUGCAGUAUUUUAUAUAUCGGGCGUUGUCGCUGCUUUGCCCGUUGUAGUGUUCACAAUUUGGGGCUCCGGUGAACGACAGUGGUGGUCAGCUCCAAGCACGAAAACUUCCAUGCACAGUCUAAACACACAGGGAACAACAGCAUCAAAUUAA
Messenger RNA from Enterobius vermicularis (human pinworm), 1440 nucleotides. The record is from the annotation of a GenBank genome assembly. Lineage: Eukaryota; Metazoa; Nematoda; Chromadorea; Rhabditida; Oxyuridae.